AUGUCAUUUUCUGAAUAAUAAGGUUAAGAGUUGUAAAUUAGAAAAGCAGACUUAGAUGAUUACGAUGAGAUUAUGUAAUUGAUGUAAGAAGAAGGAGAAGAAGAUUUAUAAUAACUCUAUGCAUAUCCUAAGAUUCUUACAUUAUUUGAAAGAUCCUAUUUGUCAGUGACAGUUCUUGAUUCAUAGAAUAAUAUUAUAGGAAGUGCAGUAUUUGAUGAUUGUCCAUAAGGAGUAACAGGAUAAGUUGAUUUUAAACAUGAAAAUUUAUGGGAAUAAUGGAUUCAUGAUGGAUGGGAUAUAGGGUUUCAUGUAAGCUCAUUCAACUGUCUUUGGAUGACAUUCUUUUUUCUUGGUAAUCUUUUUAUAUCUAUAUAUAGCUAAGAAGAGAUUCCAAUUGACUGAAGAUCAACAGUUACAGAUCACUAAACAAAUCUUUCAAAAAGUCUAUGAUUAUUUGAAUGUUGUAAAUGGUAUCUUCUUUUUGAGAAGAAGUGAAGCUAAUGAUGCAACAUAAUAAGAAUUAGAUAUUGCUUUAGAGAAUUUAUUUGAAAUUCUGCCAAAAAGAUAAGAUUUCAAAUUGAAAGUAUAGAUAUAUACUCUAUUAUAUUAUAGUUUAUGUAAGGAGUAAAUUAGAAUUGUGAGAUAUAUUAUUCAGCAUCUUCUAUGGUAACUGAAUUAUUAGAAAUACGAAUGGCACGUGAAGAGGAUCAUGAUGAUUUAGCUGCUAUCUUUAAUCGUUAAUCAGAUGUACAUACUGAAGAAUUUGGUGAAUUUUUUAUUGCUGAUUUGAUUGCUACUCAAAAUCAAACUAGAAGAUAAGCAAGAAAUUAUAGAAGUGAUGGAAAAGCAAUUGUUGGAUAAGUUGGAGAUAAGGCAGUUGGAUUAAUGAGUAUUUCAAGUGAUAUUGAGUAAGAGCUUAGUCUAAAGUAGUUAUCGUCUACUUGGAUAGUGUUUCGAUUUAGAAGUGUUUGACAAUCUUUACAAAUCUGAAUACAUGGAAGCCAUUAGAAAUAGAUUGGAUUAGUUGGCACUUGAAGAGUAAAUCAAUAAACAGAUUAUUACUUAUAAGAAACAUAUCGAAUUAACUAAAGAAGCUAUGAAAUGUCAUAUAAUUGGACAAAGACUGUUUUUACAAUAGUAUUGUUUUGAUAGAGAUUAGGAGAUUAAAUAAAAAAUUGAUGAUUAUGGGUAAGAAGACUUAGCUAAAACACUUACAUAAUAGGUUGUUACUAAUAUGAUUAAUGGAUGGUUAAAAGAUUAUUAAGUAUUUAAACCCAGUAAUUUAUUUUUGGAAUAUCCUGAUUCAUUUAAAGAUUUAGAAUGUCUCACUAUUAAACCUAUACAGGUAUUGUUGGAAGCUCUUGAGUUCUUUGGAUUACCUAAAGGAUAUAUGAAUGGAGAAGGUCAUUGGAAAGAUUGGGCCAAAAAGAAAGAAGAAGAAUAAAAAGCACUUUCUCUCAAAAGACCAAAGAGAUAAUAAAAGAAAACUAAUAAAAAAGCAAAGAAGGAAGAUAAGGAUGAAGAUAUAUUCAAACCACCUCCUUAUUUUGAUUUGGGACCCUUUUUAUAAGCUUUUACUAAAUUUACAUCUGUAUCAGCUGAAACUAGAACAUAAUUUAGAAAAUAAAUUGAAUCAAGAGUUAAAGAGUUAAUAAUGGAAUUCUGUACUGAAAAUGGAGAAAUGGAUCCAAGUAGACAUAUAGAUUUGAUUGAAUUUCCUGAUGUUUUAAGAAAUAAAGGAUUUGACAUUGGAGCACCUAUGGGAGAAAAUUUGGCAUUUAUAUUAGAAUGUUUUGGUGAAUUAGAAGUAGAUAAUAGGAUAAUCUAAAAAAUAAAAGAAGAAAAGGAUGCUAAAAAAAAGGAUGCUAAUCUUAAGAAAGUUGGCGAUGAUGCACCUAAACCUGUUGAUGUAUUAUAAAAAAUGACAUCUUAUAGUGAAUUCAUUGGAGCAAUUUAAAAAUUAAAAAUUUAUGAUUAAAUGAUGUGUAGAUUAUAAUUAGUUCGAUCAAAUACAUUAUAAAAUGAAGUAGAAGAAAUCAUAUAAGAAGAAUAAAAUAAAAUUAAUAAUCUUGAACAAGCUAAGAAUGUUUAAAGAAAUUAAACUUAAUUUGAUGAACAUGUUUCUUAAAUUUAAUCAAUUGAUUAAUUACCAGAAGUACCUAAAGCAGCUUAAAAUGCUGUUGUUAUCAAUCUAUUUUGUAUUGAUGAAAGAUUUGAAUCAAGAUCACUUGAUUUUGUAGAAAGAGCCUUUGAACUCUUUCCUGAUAGAGAAUAUCUUAUUCUAACAUAACCAUAUACAGUUUAAGAGACUACUCUGUUAUCACAUUUUCUUUAGGUAUAGAGAAAAAAACAUUCUACUUUUGAACAUGUUCUUUAUAUAUUCCAUAGAAAUAGUUUAGAUUCUCAUUUGAUAGAAUUAAGAAAAUUGAAUUAAAAUGAAUGGAAUUAAUGUCAAUUUUUAGUAGAAAAUUUAUUAGGAAAAGAUAAUAUUGAAAAAGAUGUUAAAAAUGUUAAUGAUAAUGAAACAUUUAUUGUUUAUUGCAAAGAUGAAAUAAUUGGAUUAUAUUGUAUGAAAAAGUAUGUUAAUCUAUAAUAUUUAAAAUCUCAUUUUUGUAUUCAAGAUCAUAUACUAAUUAAAGAACAUCCUAAACAUUUACAUACAAGAUUAUUACAUGGAAUAUUGAAUCCAUUAUUUGCUAAAUAAACAAGAUUUAUUUUAAGAGAAAUUUGUAGAUUGAUGGAUAAAACAUGUAUAAUGUUAGAAAUUCAUGAUCGUACACUUUUACCUGAUAUAUUCCAUGAAUUUAAUUUUGUAAGAAGUCGUGCAUUCCCUCAUUUUUUAAAAUAGAAAUGGGAUUGGACUCUUGAUAAUGAUUAAAAAGAACGAAUGGGUGCAAUUUUAGAUGAUCGUGAUCCAUAUGAUUAAACUCAAUCACCUUUUUCUUUAGCAAUGCUUACUAAAAAAUAAUUAUCAAAUGUUAAAAUCUCUAAUAAUUCUCGUAUUGUUGUUGUUGGAGCAUCUGAUACUGGAUUAUCUUUUAUAGAAUCAUUACUUACAAUAAAGGAUAUUCAUUUUACUAAUAUUAUUUUAUUGGCUCCUGGAGGUUUAAUAACAAUGCAUGUUAAACAUGAAUUUGAAAUGUUAAAAGCAAUGAGUACUAAUUAUACAUUAGAAGAAUUAAGAGCUUUAAUGAUAGAUGCUAGAGUAUAAGUAGUAGAUGCUAAAAUGGUAAAGUUGGAUAAAAAGGGAAAUAGAAUUAAAAUCGAUAAAAAUGCAUUUAUUCCUUUUGAUUAUCUAAUUAUUACUGUUGGUUUAAUUGAUACUGAAUUAUAAUCAAGAGAAAAAAUAAGUUUUGGACUAUCCAAAUCUCCCUAUUAUAAAAAUUCAUAAUUUAUAAAUGGAGUGUAUAGUAUAGAUGAUCCAUAUCUAUAUUCUCAUUUCAAAAGAACUGGAUUCAAAGGUAGUAAUAUUGAUUUGUUAACCAGAAAGAAAAAACCACAAAAUAUAACUAUUUAUGGUAAUACUUUAACUACAAUUACAUUUAUAAAUGGAUUACUUAAUAGAGGUGUCCAUCCAUCUCGUAUUCAUUAUGUUAUGCCACCUAAAACAUUUUAAAAAUAAACUAAAUUUGAGAAUAAUAAACAAAGACUUGAAUAAGAGGAUAAAAUGAUAUUUGAUCCAGAUUAAUUUGAAAAUGAGGAAGUUAAAAAUAAAGUAUUUGCUAUAAUGCUAGAAUUAGGCAUAAAAAUAUAUCAAGGAUUCACACUAUAUGAAUUGAAAGUAGGCAAGGAAGGAUUUGGAUUAAAUAGUGAAGAUGUAUUAUAGGAAGUCAUCUUUAGGAAAUAAGCAGACAAUUAUGAGGAAUUGAAAAUUGAAAUUUAGAGAAAGGAGUAAGAACUUUAAGAGUUAAAAGAUAAUUCUGAAAACAAUAUGAGUAAAGAUAUGUAUGGAGAAUAGGAGGAAGGUGAAAAUUAGUUGGAAGUACUAGCUAGAGAAAUUGAGUAACUUAAGGCAAGUGAAUAUGAUUACUUAUAAUUGGAUUCAAGAUUCUUUAUUACAAGUGGUUUGAUUGAUAUUGACAAGGAAAUAUUCCAUAUCAUUCAUGAAAAUGGAUUAGUAUACAAUGGUAGAUUAAUUGUUAAGAGUAAUUUUUAAACUACUCAAGAAAAUAUAUUUGCUUGUGGUAAGAUUUGUGAAUUUUCUCAAAGAUAUAAACAUCAUUCAGUUGGUAAGAGUCUAAGAUUAGAUAAGUAUAAUGGUAGAGAACUUGGUUAAAAACUUAGUAAAUGUAUUUUAGAACAAUUAAAUUUAAGUUAUCUAACAUCAUAAACUUAUUCAGUAGAUGAAUUACCAUAAUUAUAUAUGCCUAUUGGAUAAGGUGGGAUAGUUCCUUACAAACUUUAUUAUUAUUAUAUUAAAAAGAAUGAUUUUUCAAAGCCUAAACAAUUACAAUAAUAACCAUCUAAACCAAUAGUAUCUGAUAAUUUUAACAAUUCAAAAGGUCAUUUUCUAUAAUUUGAUGUUGAUCCUAAUGGACUUAUUGAAAGUCUAACUUACUUUGGUUCUGAAGCUGUUCACAUUCCAAGUUUGAUUCACUUUAUAGAAUUAUCAGUAAGAUAUUUAAACAAAUUGGAUUAAAGAGGCAAAUUAAUUAAUAAUGUAUCUGAAUUUCUCUCUGAAAAUUGGGCCAUAGCUUUAUAUCAUGAAUGGUUUAGUGAAUUUAGACAUAUUACUAAGAGUGAGAUGUUAAAAAAUGAACUUAUUGAUUAAGUACUUGAGAAAUCACAAGAAUAUGCUAGAGAUGGUCGUUAUAUGGAUGAUAAUUUCUUUGAAGAGAUUAAAAAACUCAUCACAAGAGACAUAGUGGAGAAUAUACAAGUAAAUUAAUUAUAUUCAUUUCUUUAGGAAGGUACCAUUGAAUUUAUAAGAUAAAAUUAGAACCAUUUACCUAUGUACUUUGUUCCAAAAUAGAAACUAAAUUGA
Molecule: messenger RNA, 4984 nt
Organism: Paramecium primaurelia
Lineage: Eukaryota; Ciliophora; Oligohymenophorea; Peniculida; Parameciidae
Source: the annotation of a GenBank genome assembly